CAAAAUACAACAAGUACUCAAACCUCUCUCCUUACUUCUCUCUUAGUAUCAAUUUCUCUCAAUGGCUACUUGUGAAAACUGUUCUUCACUUAACUGUGAACUUAGAAUCAUAAGAGCUAAGAACCUUGACUUCUCCACCAACGGAACUCUAUUUGUUAGAUAUUAUAUCUUGAAUGAAACCAGCGAAAGAAUUCGACUCAAUACCCGGGAAGUAGCAUCAUCGUCUGUGUGUGAUCCAUGUUGGAAUCAUUCGAUAUCUCUCGAAUGUUCGAGAGAUAAGGAUGUUAUUGAUAAACUUAGUCAACAAACUAUAGUGUUUGAGCUCCGAUCAAGAAGUACAAAAUCAAUUUUCGGAAGGUCUAAAGUUUUGGGCACAGCUGAAAUUUCAUGGCUAGAAGUGUUGGAAUCAACUGAGCUAUCAAUUGAGAAAUGGGUUCCAACAAUCUCAAAAAGCAAUAGCAUUUCCGACAAUUCGAAACCCGCUUCAUUGCAAAUCGGGAUGAAGAUUACAGUGCCAGAAACAAUCCAUACAUUGAAAAAUAAGAGCCAAACUCGGUUUUCAACGAAGAACUGGAAGGAGUGUGGAUGUAAACAUGGAGGGUGUACUGAUACAAAUGAGGAUGUUUUUGCGGUUGCUGCAACAUUAGAAGUGUUUUAGGCUUUUCUGAAUCUUUUUUCCCUCCUCAAAAUGUAAAU
This is a messenger RNA of Papaver somniferum (opium poppy), 696 nucleotides long. RefSeq lists its product as uncharacterized. Bases 62 to 658 code for a protein of 198 amino acids. The transcript has a single exon. The record is from RefSeq and is a predicted model, not a curated record. Lineage: Eukaryota; Viridiplantae; Streptophyta; Magnoliopsida; Ranunculales; Papaveraceae.